AUGGAAUUAUUCUCGAUUCUUUGGCAAUUCCUGCUGCUAUGGGUAUGCUUGUAUAUCAUUGUGUUUAUACUCCAAAUCAUCAGCACUCGCAAGAAAAAAGAGCCCUCUCGACGAAGGCCCAAUUCCCUGCUGCCAACCUUUUCCAUUGUCGAUGAUAGUAGCAGAGAGCCACCGCAAAGAGAUCAAUGGGAGAUUAAGCUGUUCCAAGUCAAAUACACAACACAGCGACUGAACAAUUUGUUUGGCAAGUUGACUCGAUUAUCGCCUUCGUUCUGGAACAUGUGGUUUACUUGUGGUGUCAUUGCAGCCUCGAUUUUGAUCCUUGUGGGGAUGAUUGUUAUUUUAUUCGCUGCAGCCAAAAUCUUGGCCAGUGCCAAACAGAUCAUCAUGCCGAGUCAGCCUAGCAGCAAUAGCAGCUUGAAGAAAAGAGGCAUAGAAGGAAUGGAUGACGACGACCAAGUAUUUUUACCUAUGAUACCCGGUGUUACUUUGCCAAUGUCACACAUUGGCUACUAUCUACUAGCAUUGACUGUAUGUGGACUAUUUCACGAAGCAGGCCAUGCAAUUGCAUCUUACAGCCAAGGUGUUCCCAUACAGAGUUCAGGCAUGUUUGUCGCUUAUAUGUAUCCCGGUGCCUUUGUCAAUAUACCAGACCAGCAACUACAAGGCCUAACCCCUUUCAAACAACUUCGAAUCAUAUGUGCAGGUGUAUGGCACAACCUUGUCUUGUACGCAUUUUCAUUCAUCUCGCUGGCAGGAGGAUUAAAGCUACUACUGCUGAUUUUGGGCUGGCAAUCCCUGGAAGGCUACGGUGGUGUCAGUGUUGUACAUAUUCGAGAAAACUCUCCCUUAGCGCCACAUUUCCCACCAUCCACCGUCAUAUACCAACUCGAUGAUUUUCCUCUCGUCAACAACAUUGAGGACUGGAAUGCCCAUUUAUUUCAAGAGGAUGGCAGAAACAAGGUGACUCAAGGCUUUUGCACUGCAUUACCGACAGAAGACUAUGGAAGCAGUUGUUGCAACAUCAAUGAUGCGUAUCCGUUUGGACAGUCAGACAACGCUUCUAUCUCCUGCUUCCAUCCAUUUCCCAAUACAGGCAAGAUAUUGGACCGUCUCUGUUUGCCAACACUGUCUGUGAUAGCAUCCACUAAUCCAGAGCGAUGCUACAAAGCUUCUGAUUGUUCUUCCUUGUCUGGCAUGGAGAUGAGCUGCGUGACACCAUACACACCUUCAGUUACAGGACAAGUUGUACGGAUUUAUGCUCGAUUCCCUAGCUGGAUUAAGACCGAGAACGAGAAUAAUGAAAAGGUCUUUGUGUUUGAAGGCGAACUGGUCGACAUUUGGGAGAGUGUGAAAGUGAGUCUAUUGACACCUAGAUUUUGGAUUCUCCCAUCAUCCCUACCUCACAUUUUGGAACUAACAUUGAGAUACAUUUCUUCAUUCACCCUGGCCUUGGCAAUGCUAAACAUAUUACCUGCCUUUAAACUGGAUGGCGAAUUUGCAUUAGAGCAAUUCUUGAUCUUAUUUCUGCAACCCCAAGAUGCCACGCCAGUGACUACAAGAGCCAAUGAGACGUAUCGAUCUACUACAAAAAUGCAUAAUACCAUUGUAAGAAUCACCUCGGCUGUAGUAGGAUUUGUGAUUGUUGGUAGUAUCAUCGUUGGGCUUCUUUCAUCAAAGCUAUAG
Mucor velutinosus is the source of this 1686-nucleotide messenger RNA. RefSeq lists its product as uncharacterized. Gene Ontology annotation, cellular component: membrane; cytoplasm. Gene Ontology annotation, biological process: regulation of response to endoplasmic reticulum stress; membrane protein intracellular domain proteolysis. The coding region runs from base 1 to 1686 and encodes 561 amino acids. The record is from RefSeq and is a predicted model, not a curated record. NCBI's taxonomy places the organism in Eukaryota, Fungi, Mucoromycota, Mucoromycetes, Mucorales, Mucoraceae. The transcript is spliced from 4 exons. Gene Ontology annotation, molecular function: metalloendopeptidase activity.